Messenger RNA from Drosophila erecta, 1424 nucleotides. RefSeq names its product nucleoside diphosphate-linked moiety X motif 19. NCBI's taxonomy places the organism in Eukaryota, Metazoa, Arthropoda, Insecta, Diptera, Drosophilidae. The transcript has 5 exons. Gene Ontology annotation, cellular component: mitochondrion. Gene Ontology annotation, molecular function: hydrolase activity, acting on acid anhydrides, in phosphorus-containing anhydrides. Bases 264 to 1253 code for a protein of 329 amino acids. The record is from RefSeq and is a predicted model, not a curated record.
CCUAUCGACCAAUCAGCUGAUUGGAGGGAACAAAAUAACCUUUUGAUUUUGUUUUCAUUGUAACAUAGGUAGAAUUAGAGUUAAGCUAAUCAUUUAGCAAAAUAUCUGCAGACAUGAGCAAAGCUGCUCCUCCUACCAAGUGGCGCACCUCAGCCAGUGUAAUCCUGGUGUCCAGAGACGCUGCCAAUAGCGAAGAUUACAAGGAAAGUGAAGAGGCCAUUCCCAGAAGUGGAUAAACCAUAAUCCUGACCUUUCAGGUGCUUAUGCUGAAACGCAGCGAUGCCACGGCGAUGGUGGUCAAUCAGACGGUGUUUCCCGGUGGCCUCCUGGACACCGAAGCGGAUGAAAGCGUAGCAUGGCUGCAGUACCUCGAGGAAUUCGGUGUUCCAAAAGAGGCACUACGCCGCCUGGUUCUCACCCGCGACGAUCGUCCUGCCAUUCUGGCGCCUCAGGGCACUGGCUGCUACGAUCGGUUCUUCGAGCGUUCUCGCAUUUGGGCUCGAGAGAUUACACUGCGACUAACCGCCGUGAGGGAAUGCUUUGAGGAGGUCGGUCUGCUACUUUGUCGGAGCCGGAGUCAGCUGAAUUUCGGUGCGGUAACUUGCGCUCAGGAUGUCUUAGACCUGGAAACGUGGCAGCGAAGGGUGCACAACAAGCCCACUGAGUUCUUAACCCUCUGUCGUGAGCAAAAGGUAGUUCCAGACUUGUGGGCGCUGCAUGAGUGGUCUGCUUGGGCGAGUCCGGGAUUCAUGCGCAAAGGGCAUGAAACCGUUUUCUUCAUGGCUUUUGUGGACAAGCAACCCAAAUUACUGGAAGAACCUUCUGAGGUCAAGGAAACGCUGUGGCUGUCACCGUUCGAACUGCUGCGUCUGGGUAAUUUGGGCAAUGUUUGGUUCAUGCCACCACAGGUCUACGAAUUGUCCCGGUUGAUGGGCAUCAAGGAGUACCAACGUCUGUUGGAGUUUGCAAUCAAGCGCAGCGGAUUGGGCACGACCAUGUACUUGCCGGUUGGCUAUAACUGCCAGGGUUCUAUGGUUUUUGUCUUACCUGGCGAUGACUUCUAUGUUCCCGAACCUCACUUGGUGCACGAAAUUAUCAGUUUUCCUGGGUCAGAAGAUGAGUUUAGAGCUCGUUCAAAGCAUCUGCAUCGCUAUACCUAUGGUCCUGCAAUUCGGAGCUUGGAGUUAAAUAUUUCCCCGCCAAAUGGACACCUGAGCCCGCUGAAAAUUCAUCCGGAGCGCCAAAAGCUGUAAUCACAUUCCGUAGCUGGACGGGUGGUGACCCCAGCUGCUAAGCUCUGAUAAGAUGCUAAAUGUUACCCCUGAAAUGGGGCAGCCACAAAUUGGUGUUUUGAAAUUAUUUUAAGCGGCUUUAGCUGGCCAUCAAAUUAUCAAGACGGUGGCUCCGAAGAGCAUUAAUUAUUA